GUCUCCUGCAUUAGCAGGCGGAUUCUUUAGCACUGAACCACCUGGGAAGCCCUGGCCUUAUAAUAAAACGGCUCUUAAAAGACGCUUCAGAGACCUAAUGACGCUUUAAAACACUCAGGAUAGCUCUCAGGAAGCCCUGGCCUCUGCACUACUUCCCAAGGAGAAGGGUAGAGGUGUGACUUCCGCAAAGUCCCAUGUCUUUAUGUGGUCUUGUCCUAGGCCUUAUUUUGUCUUGUUAACCUGUCUUAUUCCCUCAGGUGACAUUUAAAGUUCCUUGAAGUUCUUCUCCAUGUUUGUAUUUUCAAAAGGCCUAAUAUAGGACCUGCAUAUUGGAGGCCCAUUGACCACAAAGGAGUGGCCAGACUGUGGUCCCCCUCCGGCAACCUGCAGCUUGUUGUGGCCUGUGGACAAGUGGGGGCCUCACGCAGCAGUGAGCACAGGCAGCCUGUGGCCUGUCCCCCAGCCGCCUUAGGUCCAGCCUUAUCCCCGGAAACCACGGGGGCGACGCGCUGGCCUGGGGAGUCUGGGGGCUGUAAAUCUCAUGGGGGCUAGCCUUCCUCAUGGCUCCUUUUACCUUCCUAGUUCUCCCUUCUCGGGAGCCUGCUUUUCCUCCAGAGAGAUGCCUGGGAGAAAAGGGAACAGCCAGCUUAUUCCUGAAAGCCAGACCUCAGGACCUGUUGACAUUUGAGGAUGUGGCUGUGGAAUUCACCUGGUGGGAGUGGGGUCAGUUGGACCCUGCUCAGAAGGACCUGUACUGGGAGGUGAUGCUGGAGAAUUUCAAGAACCUGGCCUCCCUGGGGUUUCCAGUGUCCAAACCAUAUAUGAUCCGCCAGUUGGAGGAAGGGGAAGAGCCCUGUAUUUUAGAGAGAGAAAUCUCAACAGGUGUUCACUCAGACUGGGAGAGAAGGCCUCAAGCCAAGGAAGCUAUGCUAAGUCAAGGACUUUCCAAAGAAGAAUUAUUGCAGAGAGCAUCAGUGGAGAAACAUAUUAGAGAUGAACUCAGGUCCUCCAAACUGAAAGCAACCUGUGGUUGGGAUGACCAGGUAGAGAUGCAUCCAAAAAAACAGGAGAGAUAUCUGAAAGAAAUGUCACUCACUCACAAACCUCCUCCCACCCUUAAGAGAGGUCAUGAAUGGAGUGAAUUUGGGACCGGUUCAGGUUUAAGAUCAGUCCCUAUUAACCAACACUGUGUUCCCACAGGAGAAGGAUACUAUAAAUGUGAUACAGCAUUCAGACAGACUUCAGGGAGAAGUAACUCUCGGAGAACUCAACCAGGGAAGAAAUCUUGCAAAUGCAAUGGAUGUGGGAAGUUGUUCCAUUUCCAGUCAGAACUUCGGCGCCAUCAGAGAUGUCACACUGGGGAAAAGCCGUAUGAGUGCAGUGAAUGUGGGAGAGCCUUUGGCCAUAUUUCAUCCCUUAUUAAACAUCAGAGAACUCACACUGGGGAAAAGCCCUAUGAAUGCAGAGAAUGUGGGAGAGCCUUCAGCCAGAGCUCCUCUCUCAUUGUACACCACAGAUUUCAUACAGGAGAGAAACCCUACAAAUGUAAUAGGUGUGGGAGAGCCUUCAGCCAGAGCUCAUCUCUCACUCAGCAUUACAGACACCAUACUGGAGAGAAGCCCUACAAAUGUAAUGAGUGUGGAAGAGCCUUUGCUCACACUGCCUCCCUUAUUAAACAUCAGAAAAGUCAUGCUGGGGAAAAAACCCUAUGAAUUCAGCCGAUGCAGGAAGGUUUUCAGCUGGAAAACAUACACCACUAAACCUCAGAGGAUAUACUGAAUUAUAUAUUAGAAAGAGAUCCUAGGAGUGCAGCGAAUGUGGGAAGACCUUUGGUCAGAGGACACAUUUUGCUCAACAUCAGACAGGACACACCAAACUGAAGCUCUAUUAAGAGGAGGUGGGCUUUCAUCAUACCACCUCCCUUAUCAAACACAAGAGAAUUCAAACCAGUAAGAAACUAUGUGAAUAUAAUGGAUUUGGAAAGGCUUUAGUUAGUGGGUCACACAUUCAACAUCAGUUUAUUAUUUUUAAGAUUUUUUUUUGGAUAUGAACCAUUUUUGGAGUCUUUAUUGAAUUUGUU
This is a messenger RNA of Odocoileus virginianus texanus, 2080 nucleotides long. The record is from RefSeq and is a predicted model, not a curated record. Lineage: Eukaryota; Metazoa; Chordata; Mammalia; Artiodactyla; Cervidae.